This is a messenger RNA of Colossoma macropomum (tambaqui), 1960 nucleotides long. RefSeq names its product cell division cycle 26 homolog (gene cdc26). Gene Ontology annotation, biological process: anaphase-promoting complex-dependent catabolic process; regulation of mitotic cell cycle; protein K11-linked ubiquitination. Gene Ontology annotation, cellular component: anaphase-promoting complex. NCBI's taxonomy places the organism in Eukaryota, Metazoa, Chordata, Actinopteri, Characiformes, Serrasalmidae. The coding region runs from base 135 to 398 and encodes 87 amino acids. The record is from RefSeq and is a predicted model, not a curated record. The transcript has 3 exons.
AAAAUUAAACACUACAUUUCCCAGAAACCCACAAGCAACUUCCGGCCCGAGCCCGAGUCACCGACCGAUGUUUUAAGUUAAGACAACGCUUUUUUCCUUAAGUUGACUUACAUCCAACCAAGUCACCUACCAGGAUGCUUCGCCGAAAGCCAACACGUCUGGAACUGAAGCUGGAUGACAUGGAAGAGUUCGAGUGUGUGAAGAAAGAGCUUGAGAGUCGAAAGAAACAGCGAGAUGAGGUGGAUGUGGUUGGCGUUCCAACGUCCAGCGAGAUGAGCGGUGCUUCAGGGGGUGGAGAGGGGAAAACCAGAGAACAGAUGAUCCACGAGCGAAUUGGAUACAAACCUCACCCAAAGCCAAACACCCUACCAUCGUUAUUUGGAAACCUUCAGUUUUGAACUACUAACUAAAUUAAGUAUGCAGUCGUGCCAUUUUUCAUCACACAGACUUUAAACUAGCCUGCUUUACUAUGAGAACCAUACAACUCCAUUUUGUACAGAUUCACUUGCAAAGUGCAAAUGCACAUUUUUUUCUUGCUUCUCUUAUUUGUUACUGAUAAAGAGCAUUUCCUUCCAAAUAUGAGUAAACACGGAGCAGUACUUUUUGGUUCUGAAACCAGUUGCAAUUUCAGUCACUAAUAAUACUGAUCUGUCAGUCUUUUUCUAUACAAAACAAGGUCUUCGGAAGUCACAUCAAUUAUGCUUUUAAUUACAUUCCAUUUUCAUUUUCUUAAUCGAUUACAGCACUGUAUGUCAAACUACACAAAUAUGACAGGAUUGUAAACAGUUAACACUGAUGCUGCACUUGAUUUAAAGCCAUAUUCCUACUGAUACUUGAUCAGCAUAUUUCAGCACUUACUUGGUUACCAAAAUCUAAUUCCAGUUAUUCUCUAAUUAAUUAAACCUAGUAUUAAGGAGGAUGACUUGCAAAUCCAGCUUGUACAAAACACAAUAUCUUAAAUUAUAAAAUAACUAUUAAAACUAAAACAAAAUCAACAUAACAGAAUUAUCAGUUGAGCAUUUUCUAGUGAACACACUUCCAUGUCGAAGUACUUAAUGCCUGUAAAAAUGUUUCUGACUGUGCCUUUUUUCUGACUGAUAAGGCAGAUAUCUAGUUGAGGACUUGCAUUAGUUAGCUAAUCCAACAGGAAAAAGGCACACUUCAGCGAUUAGGAAGAAGAACCACAAAACAAAUUGUUGAAAAUAGGUGAGGCCCAUUUCUUGCAAUAAGGAAUGCACGAGUUACAUAUUAAUACCAUCGAUUUUCAGAGAAUUUUACACCUUUUGUCAUUAUAAUUUUUUGGCUAGUUACAUAAAACCUAAUGAUGUGGAAAAAAUAAAAAUUAAAUUGCAAAAAAUUGUGAGAUAUAUGUCUUAUAGUUUACAGUAGCAGAAUGUUAUAAAAAGGAAUCUUAAAGGAAACACUGGCAUCAGAGAUAUAGUCUACAUUUCACCAUUCUGUUUUUACUUAAUAUACUCCAUAGGGAGCAAAUUUUAGAUGCUGCUCUGUAAAGCCAACCAGAUGGGAUCACCUCUUUCUCUCAAGAGGCCUCAUUUCACCGACCACUCUUAAGAAGAAUUUUCUUCUUAAAAACACACUUAUGCAGUUUUCUGAAGUUUCUGACUUUCAUCCAUGUUUUCUUAUUUAGGAUUUGUUCUUAGCUAAGAACAGAAUCUACACACACUCAAAAGCACAAAGGUGUGAACAAUUCUGCGAUUUAACAUGUCAAGGAUCUGAGAGAGACUUUUUCCAAGGGGCCCGUCUCAAGAACACAUUUAAGAAAAAAACUUAAAUGAAGAUAUUGGUGAAUGAGGCCCAAUGUAUGUGUGCACACAAAGAGUUGAUGGUCAUAAGCCAAGUUUAAAAGUAUUAUUCAGCCCUGCAGUGUUCUGUCUUAGCAACACUCUUUGUCGUUGAUUAACCUCAAAAGACAUUUCAGCAAUUCCACAAAUACAAAGCA